AUGACUCUUACUCACACUGUUCUCUUCCAAUUCAAGUCGGAUGUUGAUUCAUCUGAAAUCAAAGAGAUUUGCGAUUCUUUUCUUGCUCUUAAAGACCAAUGUAUCCAUCCCACAAGCAACAGUCCGUACAUCGUUUCACUUGUAGGCGGCAAAGACAACUCUCCAGAGGGAAUGCAGAACGGUUUGACCCAUGGAUUCGUCGCCAUCUUCAACUCCGCGGAAGAUCGAGACUACUAUGUCGAAACAGACCCAGCUCAUCAAGCCUUUGUUGCUAAGGUGGGAAGCGUCCUUGAAAAGGCCACCGUGAUUGACUUUACGGACGGAGUCUUUUGA
Molecule: messenger RNA, 333 nt
Organism: Fusarium pseudograminearum CS3096
Lineage: Eukaryota; Fungi; Ascomycota; Sordariomycetes; Hypocreales; Nectriaceae
Exons: 3
Coding region: 1-333 (110 amino acids)
Source: RefSeq, a predicted model, not a curated record